AGCGGGCCUCGUCCUCCUGCUCACGGGCUCGCUUUCCCAUCGCUGUGCGGCCAAGGGAGGGUUCUUGCAGCGCCAGCCAGCCAGCCAGCCUUCCCGGGGCUGUUGGGUGUGUUCUUGUGUGGCGGCGCUUCCCUUUCCUCGUGGCGCACGUGGGAGUGGAAGAUACGCGUGUCGCACGAGUCCGAUCGCGGGGUUUGUGCGCGGUUUGUAUUCUUGGAGAGAGCUGCACGGUUCGUCGGGAUCCUUGCGGAAAGAGGGCGCAAGGGGCUGAGGGUGGAUCUCUGAGGAUGGUGUGUGUGUCCCACUGUCUGGAGUUGAAACGGGCCAUCGCUCAGCUGCUCUGCCUUCUGUGAAGGCGCAGCCAUGUCUGUGAUGAUAGCAAGGAAGAAGGUGAUACGGAAAUGGGAGAAACUACCUGGAAGAAACACAUUUUGUUGCGAUGGGCGUAUCAUGAUGGCCCGACAGAAGGGCAUCUUCUACCUGACCCUCUUUCUCAUUGUGGGAACAUGUGCCCUCUUCUUUGCUUUUGAGUGUCGCUACCUGGCUGUCCAUCUCUCUCCAGCCAUUCCUGUCUUUGGAGUAGUCCUCUUCCUGUUCGCAAUGGCUACACUCUUGCGGACAAGCUUCAGUGACCCAGGGGUCAUUCCACGAGCCCUCCCUGAUGAAGCAGCGUUCAUUGAAAUGGAGAUCGAAGCAACCAAUGGAACUGUGCCACCAGGCCAGCGGCCACCCCCACGCAUCAAGAACUUCCAGAUCAAUAACCAGAUAGUGAAGCUGAAGUACUGCUAUACGUGCAAGAUUUUCCGUCCGCCCCGUGCCUCACAUUGCAGCAUCUGUGAUAACUGUGUGGAGCGGUUUGAUCAUCAUUGCCCCUGGGUGGGGAACUGCGUGGGGAAGAGGAACUACCGUUACUUCUACCUCUUCAUCCUUUCCUUGUCUCUUCUUACGAUCUACAUCUUCUCCUUCAACAUCGUCUACGUCGUCCUGAAAUCCCUGAAGAUUGGCUUUUUGAAUACGCUGAAAGAAACCCCUGGGACAGCCCUGGAGGUUUUGAUCUGCUUCUUCACUCUAUGGUCUGUGGUGGGUUUGACUGGUUUCCACACUUUCCUCGUAGCGCUGAAUCAGACGACUAAUGAAGAUAUCAAGGGUUCCUGGACUGGGAAAAACCGUGUGCAGAAUCCAUAUAGUCAUGGCAACAUUGUGAAGAACUGCUGUGAGGUGCUGUGUGGACCUUUGCCUCCCAGUGUGCUGGACAGGCGAGGCAUCUUGCAGCAGGAGAGUACUGCCCAGGAGAGCAAUGUUGGUUCCGCGCGUGGAACACAAGAAGAACGGAGCACAGAAGAUGCCAGUGGUGCCUCGGAGGGUGGCAGUGUCCUCCCAGAGGAAAGCUUGCUCCCUGUGCCAACGUGCAAGGUGCCACAAGAAACAGCGCAGCCGCCUGCUGCAGAACCAUCCGUUCCAUCCCUGGAUCACAGACAGACAACGCAUUAGCCUCCGAAGUGGAUAUGAACACUACUUUUGUUUGGCUUACUCCUUGUGACACUGCAGAGAGGGCAAGGGGGGGACCGUGGACUGGACCGUGGCCGUGUCGUGCUCCUUUGGCGGUUUGCUCAGCAGUGCUUGUCACCAGUGUCUGCAGACUGAAGGAUGCCAGCACUCCCUUCUCAUGGAUGCUGAGCCCCACCCCCCUUGUGCUGCUAAGGGACUCUUCCUCUCACGAGGCCAUUGCUGCUGGCAGAGCAGGUCAUUUUUCCCUGCCUUUCAUCUCUAGUACUAAGUGAGUGCCUCUCUGGCCCCAGCCCUGAUAUGCGAACGUGUGGAGCCAACUGGGAAGAAGAUGGAGCCGGGCGCAGUGCUCUGUACCAUCGUACCUGUGAUUGCAGUAUUGUGUCUUCGGCUGAAUUCAGCUGCCAGUGGAGCCAAGUUGCUAAUGGAAGCUCGGGGCAUAAGUAGCACCCUUCCUAAAAGUUCCUUUACAGAUGGUGCCAUAUGGUAGCAUGGAGGCCCGAGGGUCCUGCAUAAUAAAGUAGCCAGCCAUGAGAGCCCCAGGUGCUUAAGUGCCCCAGGCCCCAUCCAUCUAGGUACUGGAACUCUGUGGCACAGUCUCUCUCCUUCCUCUUUCUCCCCUCCCUCCCAGAUAAGUAAGUCUUGUUGACCUUCCCUUAAUCCUCCUUUCAGCCACUUUUUCCAGCAUCGGUGCCUGGAUUGGCUGUGGAAAAGACUCGCCUGCCCUUCUGGCCAGCAGGUCACUCAGGUCUGCAGUGGGGUAGCCUACAAGAGGGGCAAAGUGACAGGGUAGCAUAGAAGGCAACGGCGUGUAGUUGGGCAGGCGGUAGGGAGGCGGGUGCCUCUUCUGACUUCUGUGCUGCCCGUACCCGUCCUGGUGCCCUGACCUCAGUUGUCUCAGUGCUGAGUGGUGCUCCUGGUAUUAAUGGUUACCUCUGCUCAGACCUCCUUGUGUCUCCCAGCCUGCUCCCUGUAUGUACGUGAUGGUAAACUGCCAAAAACAGGGCCGACAAGGUAGCCCUAUCUGCCCCGACAAGCCAGCGGAGUGGCUAGCUAGCUUUCAAGUCAGCUCUUCAGAGUGGAGAUAAACUGCACUUUGGCAGAAGCCUGACCCAUUUGACUCCAGGGUGAGUGGGCCUGCUAAACUGCCGUUGGGGAGUACAUUUCUUCAAAAUGCUCUCCUGUUUAAAGAAGUAAAAACACCCCUCUCCUCCCUGCACAUUGAAAACUAAAUGUGGGGGGAGGGGGGAGAUGUGAGAAACUAGAAUUCGUUUGUUGAAAUGCUUUGUGCAGGGAACGCUUUUUUUCAUUUCAUUUACAAAAAGUACUCGUUCCUGCAUCAGAGUUGCUCAUGUGUUGUUCCCUGUCACUGAGUCAGAUAUAUACUAUAUGUCAUGGCCAGCCUCUCCUUUGUGGAAGCAGCAGAAAAUCUGUCUGCCCUGGCCAAGACCCAACCUGCUCAGGGGCCAAGACCAUUAGUGUAAGAAGGAAAGGUGCAAGGAGGAGCAGGUCUUUUGCUUUGCAUCAUGGCCUGAACUGGAUCUGCUGCAUCCCUCUGUCUUUACUUGGUUUUGAGACACUUGCCUAUCCAGCUCUCUCUACCCUUUGGGCAUGCUCCCACUUUAUUUCCAGGUAGCAAAACAACCCUGGCUCAGUUUGUGCUCUCUCUCACUCUGCAGAGGAAAAAUCAGCAUGCCUGGCAUGUCCCUUAUGAUUUACCUGGAGAUGGUUGUUCCUCCUUCUAUCAUGGUGGUGUGGUCUCUGUGUCGCUUUCUUCCCCCACUGCCUGUAGUGGGAAGCAGGAACAGGUAGAUGCACCUCCGGCAGAGUUAGCUUGACCCAUUGUCAACAUUGCCCUUCUUCCUGCUACAAGGUAGAGGCUACCACACUCUCCCCUAUUACUGACCAAAUCUUAACAGUGUUUCAGCUGUCUUGUUUGGGGUGUAUUUUCUGAUGUACUGUGUCAAAUUGCUCCAGGGAGCAGGAUGGUCCUGGCUGCCUUGAGGCUUCGGUGUGCUCCUCUGAUCUCAAUGAAGGCAUUGGAAUUCGUUA
Molecule: messenger RNA, 3558 nt
Organism: Varanus komodoensis (Komodo dragon)
Lineage: Eukaryota; Metazoa; Chordata; Lepidosauria; Squamata; Varanidae
Gene: ZDHHC9
Product: zinc finger DHHC-type palmitoyltransferase 9
Exons: 10
Coding region: 364-1491 (375 amino acids)
Biological process (GO): protein targeting to membrane; peptidyl-L-cysteine S-palmitoylation
Cellular component (GO): Golgi apparatus; endoplasmic reticulum
Molecular function (GO): protein-cysteine S-palmitoyltransferase activity
Source: RefSeq, a predicted model, not a curated record